Ambispora leptoticha is the source of this 1230-nucleotide messenger RNA. The record is from the annotation of a GenBank genome assembly. NCBI's taxonomy places the organism in Eukaryota, Fungi, Glomeromycota, Glomeromycetes, Archaeosporales, Ambisporaceae.
AUGCGAGUAACAAAUUCUAUGAACUCGACGAGACUUUCCUUUGCUCAUCAAGUGACAGUAUCAUUUGCCGUCAAACUAAUCAUAGCUUUUAUUAAACAUCUGCUCUUCAUGCGAGGACAAAUACCAUGCCUUUUCUCACAAGUGGAAAAGCUUUCGCAAAGGACUUUUAUAGUUAGAAAUUCAGGAUUUCCCAUUCAACAUGUGCAAUAUCUUUCUCUUCAGUUGUUAACGAAUGCCCAGAAUCUGUUUGCCUCAAUCGAAACCACAUUCAAUCACAUCCUUGACAACAGCCAUCACCAUCAAAAAUUCAUCCCCGUUUUAAAUUUCGCCAUUAUCCUUGGAAAUACAGUGACAAAUCCAAAAGAAAUAUAUCUCUUGGAAUUUGCGAAUGUUUAUGCUGACCAUGUACUGGAAUUAAACGAAAAUACCUGCGAGAAACUAAAACAACACGAAUUGACAAGCGAGCGGAAAUUUUCACGGGAAUUAGUGACAGCGUUUAAUGAUGAACCAUUAGCACCAACACGUCUUCAUCUUUUAUUCCGAACAUCACGUAAUAAUCCUCCUCCUGAGCUGGUUCCCAAACAAUUCUUCAAAUUAAAGAAUACCAGCAAGAUUCCAACCUGUAUUAUCGUAUGUGAAGGAUUGCUACUAAGUAGUGAUCUGGACUUAAAGAUAACGAAGCAGACAAAUUCGAUUCCGGACGCAAAUGACGAGAUGCCGAGACAUAGCGAAACGUUAAAUUAUGAGGAUAUGAUCAGAGAUUUCAAUGAAGAAAACAAGAUUAUCUCGAAAGAAAAAGAUGCAACUGACUAUGUUGAAGAUUUGCAAAAUAGUCGUCGUUUUCACCACCACUACGAUAAUACUGUUAUUCAUGAUUCAGCUCAAAACAAUAAAAGUCACAUACAAGAAGCCAAAACUUCUGCUAGCAUAAAAAAUAACGAGUUGACCGAAGGAGAGCGUUCUGAUGAAUUUACUAUAAAGAAUGGUUGUGCAUCAGAAAACGAAAAACAAAAGGAAUCCAGGCGAAAAGAUUUGACAAUAUUGAAGAAGCUUGAUUCGGAAGAGCUUCUGUGCAUAAUUUCUGAAAUCGAUAAUAUUAACGACAUUAAAACUAACAAUGACCGCGAAAAGGAGAAAAGUUCAAAAGAGGAUGAGUUGACAAAAGAAAUUCAUGAUGAUCUCAUUUGGUAUCGUUGUAGAAAUGUAUUGAUAGGAUUUCCUGCUAUAUAG